ACCUAGCUAGCUAUCUCUAAAACAUACACUCGAAUUAACCAUAUAUGGCUCCAUCAAUCUCAAUGCUCCAAAAAAACCCACUAGACAUUUUCGAUUUCGUAGUAAACCAAGGUCAUGGAGUGAAAGGCUUGGCAGAAUUGGGACUCAAGACAUUACCUCAACAAUACAUUCAAUCUACACAAGAACGGUUUGAUUUUAUGAGUAACAAUGUCGAGGAUAAUUCAAAUAAGAGUUCCAUACCUGUUAUUGAUAUGUCACACUGGGACGACCCAAAUGUAGCACAAGCAGUAUGUGAUGCAGCACAGAAAUGGGGGUUCUUUCAGAUAGUGAACCAUGGAGUCCCGAUUCAUGUGCUUGAAGACGCUAAAGAUGCAACUCACAAGUUUUUCAGCUUGCCGCCACACGAAAAGCAGAAAUACUCAAAGGAACAUUCGGUUACCAAUAACGUUCGUUUCGGUACAAGCUUUACUCCUGAAGCCGAGAAAGCUCUUGAGUGGAAGGACUAUCUUAGCCUCUUUUUUAUCUCAGAUAAUGAGGCCUCUUCCUUUUGGCCUUCCAUUUGUAGGAAUCAAGCAUUGAAUUACAUAGAGAGUUCUCAUAAUGUUGUUAAGAAGUUGCUCAAGAUACUGAUGAAAGGACUCAAUGUGGAAGAGUUGGAUGAGAGUAUAGAACCGAUUCUAAUGGGAUCAAAGAGGAUUAACCUUAACUACUACCCCAAAUGUCCAAACCCCGAGCUUACAGUGGGUGUGGGACGCCAUUCAGACGUAUCCACGCUCACUGUACUCCUUCAAGAUGAUGUUGGAGGGCUUUAUGUGCGAAACACGGAGACUAUGAAAUGGAUUCACGUCCCUCCAAUUAGCGGAUCUUUGGUGAUCAAUGUUGGAGAUGCACUUCAGAUCAUUAGUAACGGGACUUACAAAAGCGUUGAGCAUCGUGUGACUGCUAAUGCAAAUAGUAACCGGAUCUCAGUCCCGAUAUUUGUGAACCCGAGGCCUCAGGAUGUUAUCGGGCCUCUUCCAGGCCUGACUAAGAAUGGGGAGAAACCGCUUUAUAGACAUGUUCUUUACUCGGAUUAUGUGAAGCAUUUCUUCAGAAAAGCACAUGACGGGAAGGCCACAAUUGAGUUCGCAAAAGUGUACUUUUUGUAUAAAAACAAAAACCUUUUACUGAUGAAGAACGAAUAAGAGAGCUUAAUCUAAUAAUAAGCCUUUUUAUUUUUGUUUCAAGAAAACUU
Messenger RNA from Erigeron canadensis, 1234 nucleotides. Its product is annotated as feruloyl CoA ortho-hydroxylase F6H1-3-like. The record is from RefSeq and is a predicted model, not a curated record. The transcript is spliced from 2 exons. The coding region runs from base 45 to 1184 and encodes 379 amino acids. NCBI's taxonomy places the organism in Eukaryota, Viridiplantae, Streptophyta, Magnoliopsida, Asterales, Asteraceae.